Messenger RNA from Trichomycterus rosablanca, 741 nucleotides. It is a transcript of the gene en1b, whose product is annotated as engrailed homeobox 1b. Lineage: Eukaryota; Metazoa; Chordata; Actinopteri; Siluriformes; Trichomycteridae. Gene Ontology annotation, molecular function: RNA polymerase II cis-regulatory region sequence-specific DNA binding; DNA-binding transcription factor activity, RNA polymerase II-specific. The record is from RefSeq and is a predicted model, not a curated record. Gene Ontology annotation, biological process: multicellular organism development; regulation of transcription by RNA polymerase II; neuron differentiation. The transcript has 2 exons. Gene Ontology annotation, cellular component: nucleus. The coding region runs from base 1 to 741 and encodes 246 amino acids.
AUGGAGGAGCAAAAGGAUCCGGCGGAGCGCCAGAGCGCGUCUCCUCCGGCCGGAGCGCACGAAGCAGCGCCGCAGGUCCACCGCACCACCAACUUCUUCAUCGACAACAUACUGCGGCCCGACUUCGGCUGCAAGCGGGAGCUUCUCUCGAGCAGGGAAAACGUCAAUCUUUUGGUCUCAAGGCCGUCGUCGCGUCCGAACUCGACCGGUGACGGCACGUCGUCCUCAUCCUCGUCGUCUUCCUCGUCUUCCUCGUCGUCCUCGUCCUCCAAAGCGCUGCUCGAUGGCACAAAGUGCGGCGGCGACAACGUGACUCAGAACGGAGCGAGCGGCGGAGCGUCGGCGUCCAAAGAGUCCUCGCAGUCCAUGCUCUGGCCCGCCUGGGUCUACUGCACACGGUACUCGGACAGACCCUCAUCCGGCCCAAGAACCCGCAAGCUGAAGAAGAAGAAGAGCGAGAAGGAGGACAAGCGGCCGCGCACCGCGUUCACAGCCGAGCAGCUCCAGCGGCUGAAGUCGGAGUUCCAGGCGAGCCGCUACAUCACCGAGCAGCGGCGACAGUCGCUCGCACAGGAGCUCAACCUCAACGAGUCCCAGAUCAAAAUCUGGUUCCAGAACAAGCGGGCCAAGAUCAAGAAGGCGAGCGGCUACAAGAACGGACUGGCACUUCAGCUCAUGGCGCAGGGACUGUACAACCACUCAACCACCACCGUCCAAGAGGACAAGGACGACAGCGAGUAG